GAAACUACAGCAUCUACUCAGGACACUCCCUACACUUACACCAGAAGAAAUCAACAUACCCCUAGAGCCCCGACCAGGGUUAUUCUAUCUACUACCCAAGAUCCACAAACCCGGCAAUCCUGGACGCCCCAUCAUCUCGGGCAUUGGCACUCUCACUGAAGGACUGUCUGGAUAUAUGGACUCUCUACUCAGACCCUAUGCCACCAGCACUCCCAGCUAUCUCCGCGACACCACUGAUUUCCUGAGGAGACUACAAUGCAUUGGUGACCUCCCAGAAAACACCAUCCUAGCCACCAUGGAUGUAGAGGCUCUCUACACAAACAUCCCACACACAGAUGGAAUACAAGCUGUCAGGAACACUAUCCCUGAUGAUGCCACAGCACAACUGGCUGCUGAGCUCUGUGCCUUUAUACUUACACACAACUAUUUCAAAUUUGAUGACAAUAUAUAUCUCCAGAUCAGUGGCACUGCUAUGGGCACCCGCAUGGCCCCACAAUAUGCCAAUAUCUUCAUGGCCGACCUGGAACAACGCUUCCUCAGCUCUCGUCCACUCACACCCCUUCUCUAUCUACGCUACAUUGAUGACAUCUUCAUCAUCUGGACCCAUGGGAAGGAGACUCUGGAAAAAUUCCACCAUGAUUUCAACAGCUUCCACCCCACCAUCAACCUCAGCCUGGACCAAUCUACACGGGAGGUCCACUUUCUUGACACCACGGUGCAAAUAAGUGAUGGUCACAUUAACACCACCCUAUAUCGAAAACCCACCGACCGCCAUGCCUACCUUCAUGCCUCCAGCUUCCAUCCCGGGCACAUCACACGAUCCAUUGUCUACAGCCAAGCACUGAGGUACAACCGCAUCUGCUCUGACCCCUCAGACAGAGACCAACACCUACAAAAUCUCCACCAAGCAUUCUCAAAACUACAAUACCCACACGAGGAAAUAAGGACACAGAUCAACAGAGCCAGACGUGUACCCAGAAGCCUCCUACUGCAAGACAAACCCAAGAGAGAAACCAACAGGACUCCACUGGCCAUCACAUACAGCCCCCAGCUAAAACCCCUCCAACGCAUCAUCAAGGAUCUACAACCCAUCCUGGACAAUGAUCCCACACUUUCACAGGCCUUGGGUGGCAGGCCUAUCCUUGCCCACAGACAACCUGCCAACCUGAAACAUAUUCUCACCAGUAACUGCACACCACACCAUAAUAACUCUAGCUCAGGAACCAAUCCAUGCAACAAACCUCGAUGCCAGCUCUGCCCACAUAUCUACACCAGCGACACCAUCACAGGACCUAACCAGAUCAGCCACACCAUCACUGGUUCAUUCACCUGCACAUCCACCAAUGUAAUAUACGCCAUCAUAUGCCAGCAAUGCCCCUCUGCUAUGUACAUCGGCCAAACUGGACAGUCUCUACGGAAAAGGAUAAAUGGACACAAAUCAGACAUUAGGAAUGGCAAUAUACAAAAACCUGUAGGAGAGCACUUCAACCUCCCUGGCCACACUAUAGCAGACCUUAAGGUGGCCAUCCUGCAGCAAAAAAACUUCAGGACCAGACUUCAAAGAGAAACUGCUGAGCUUCAGUUCAUCUGCAAAUUUGACACCAUCAGCUCAGGAUUGAACAAAGACUGUGAAUGGCUUGCCAAUUACAGAACCAGUUUCUCCUCUCUUGGUUUUCACACCUCAACUGCUAGAACAGGGCCUCAUCCUCCCUGAUUGAACUGACCUCGUUAUCUCUAGCUUGCUUGCUAGCACACAUAUAUAUACCUGCCCCUGGAUAUUUCCAUUACAUGCAUCUGAGGAAGUGGGUAUUCACCCACGAAAGCUCAUGCUCCAAAACCUCUGUUAGUCUAUAAGGUGCCACAGGAUUCUUUGCUGCUUUUACAGAUCCAGACUAACACGGCUACCCUCUG
Molecule: messenger RNA, 1911 nt
Organism: Gopherus flavomarginatus (Mexican gopher tortoise)
Lineage: Eukaryota; Metazoa; Chordata; Testudines; Testudinidae
Exons: 2
Coding region: 176-1714 (512 amino acids)
Source: RefSeq, a predicted model, not a curated record